GUGGAAAAUAGAUGAGUUAAAAACGUAUUUAUUAUCAAGAGGUGUCCCACUUGGUUCAGGAAGUGCACGAAAAGCACUUUUGAUAGAAAAAGUUAUCAUGGCAGAAGCUUUAAACCUACCAUUGUUACCUACCACUGAUAACUGUAUUAAUGAAAUAAAUAACAGUCGAAGAAGGAAGUUAGUAGUUGACGAUGUUUUACAUCUUCCAUUUCCUGAAGAUUUAAAAAGUAACUGGCAAAGUGGAAGUCAAUAUCUUCCUAAUGCGACUUUAGAAGUCAUUAAAGAAUAUGCUACAAAUAAGAGUGCAAUGAAGGCAUUUAGAGAAGGAAAAAACUUGCAAUAUUCUGGGCAUGUUAAAGAUGUCGCCUUUAAUAACAUUGUUGACAGUAUUCGGUAUUGUUACGUUAGAGCUACUGUUGUUCCUCAGACAAGAAUAAACGAAAAUCCAUAUUUAGUUUGGGUAUGUUUUUAUGGUUCAGAAUAUGUUUUUACUGCUGAGUGUUCGUGUAUUGCAGGUUUCAGUUCAUCUUGUAAGCAUGUCUUUAGUUUAUUGCAUUAUAUUGAGAAUGAAGUCAGGUUAGGCCAUAAUAAAACAUGUACUGGCAAAAAACAACAAUGGGAUGUACGAGUUGAAAAGCGCCAAAAAAUACAUGAACCAUGUGAAAUAAAUUCAGUUAUUUUUAGGCGACCACAUUCUGAAAAUGAUGAUGUUGAACCUGGUCCAAGUAGAAACUUAUAUGAACCUCGAUCACGAACAGACAUUAAUGUCACAUAAUCAACUGAAGACUGGGAGAAUAUUGCUAAAGCUACCAACGGUAAUGCAAGUGUUUUGCAGUUUAAAAAAACAAGUUUUUAUAAGUUAGAUAUUGAUUUUACAAUUGCUACAGAAUAUCCUAAAACAAUUGAUGAAAUAGUUUGUAUAACCGAUAUGAAUUUGUUUCACUAUAAAUUAAAAACCUAUCGAACAAAUUCUGAUAUAAAAAAAAUUUGCAGUAUAACAACAGACCAGUCAUAUUCUAUUAAUUGGUUUAAAUAUAGAAAUGGUGUUAUUACAUCAUCAGUAUCCCAUGAGGUAAUUCAGAAAGUUAGUGAUAGGCAAACAAUUACAAACCCAACAUCCUCUUUUAAUUUAUGUGCAAAGAUUUGUGAACAAAUUGAAACUAUUUCCAGUAGUGCGCUAUCAUGGGGACGAAGCAAUGAAGAAUUUGCUAUCAAACGUUAUGUUAGAAAAAACAAAAAUUUACAUAAAAAUUUUAGUUGUGACAUAGCAGGCUUGACAAUAUGUUCUGAGUAUCCAUUUCUGGGUGCAAGUCCUGAUAGAAUUAUAAAUUGUACUUGAUGUGGAUUUGGUUUGUUAGAAUGCAAAUGUCCUUUUUCAGCAAGAGAUAAAACUAUUUCAGAAUACCUUUUAAUGUCUUCUUGUUUAAUAGUAAAAAGUAAUGAAAGUUUUGCAAUCAAACUUAAUCACCCUUAUUACACCCAAGUUCAGCACCAAAUAUUUGUUACAGGUGCCAAUUAUUGUGACUUUAAAAUUUAUUUACCCAAAGAAUCUUGCACAUUUCGUAUUGCUAAAGAUCCAAAUUUCUUAUUAAAGUGCCUACCAAAAUUAGUUACAUAUUUUAACGAUGUUAUGCUUCCAUAUUUAUAUGACAUAAAUUUUGUGAGAACCACCUACACCUGCAGUAAAGUCAUCCAAAGCCUUGUUUCACAAGUUGAAAAGGUAGAAAAGCAAAAUACAGCAGCAUUACAACUAAAACAAUUAUCAGAUAAUUACCAAAUGCUGUCCAAAGACUCACCACCAUCUUGUAAAAGAAAACUGUAGAAAACUAUAUAAAAUUAAUAUAUAUA
Hydra vulgaris (swiftwater hydra) is the source of this 1848-nucleotide messenger RNA. RefSeq lists its product as uncharacterized. Gene Ontology annotation, molecular function: zinc ion binding. Lineage: Eukaryota; Metazoa; Cnidaria; Hydrozoa; Anthoathecata; Hydridae. The record is from RefSeq and is a predicted model, not a curated record.